This is a messenger RNA of Ictalurus punctatus (channel catfish), 6796 nucleotides long. It is a transcript of the gene pkn3, whose product is annotated as protein kinase N3. The record is from RefSeq and is a predicted model, not a curated record. The coding region runs from base 2411 to 4798 and encodes 795 amino acids. The transcript has 20 exons. Gene Ontology annotation, molecular function: protein serine/threonine kinase activity; small GTPase binding; ATP binding. Lineage: Eukaryota; Metazoa; Chordata; Actinopteri; Siluriformes; Ictaluridae. Gene Ontology annotation, biological process: signal transduction; protein phosphorylation.
CUGCAGCGCUCCUGUUUAAUCCACUUAGGACUUCAGUGCCCUGAUGGAAAGAACAUGACCAUGCUCAUGCUCAUUCAGGUUAUCAGCCCUGGGUUGGUAUUAGACAUUAGUGUGUUUUAGUAUGUUAGUAUGUUUUCUGAUCUGAUGGACAGCUGUAUUUUCUGCCUUUAUUUUGUGUGACGUCGACUGACAUGACAUUACAUUUAGUAACGCAUGUAAACAGGAUCUGACUCGUAGUAAAGCAUGUAUCAACAGGUCUGAAAUGUUGCUCCUAACUGGGCAGCCGAAGCUUGCGGAGAUGUAAGCUCGUAUCAGAAAUGGAAAAACCUGUUCCAAAUCAGAAAUGGGAAAGUUUAAUCGGUCCAUUCCUAUUGAAGUUUUUGAAAUGUUCAUACAAAAACCUGAAACAAAGAAAUGCCAUAAAUGUGAAAAAAAAUCUUUAUUUACACUUGGCUGUGGUAGAAAAAGAGGGUGGUUUAUUUAUUUAUUUCUUUUUCUUUCCUUUCUUUUUCUUUUUUUCUUUUUUUUUGAAAGGUUUUCUAUGGCAGCUGAUUCUGGUAUGCUAUAUUUCAAUGUAGUUCAUGACUGAUGGUCAACACUGUUUUUUAUAUUUAAAAUAUUCAUAUAAAUAGUACUUGUAAUCACCCCUCCCAAGGAGUUAAUUUUUUUUCCCUUGCGUUUAACAUUUGGAUCCAAAUAUACUUUAUUAUGCAUACUUUUAAUUUAUCAUAACUGACUGUACCAGUGCUAUUAGUUUUGGCCUCAUGCCUGAAAACCUCAUGCUUCUGUUUAUGAUUACUAUCUACUAUCCUCCUCUAUUUCUUAAAGGUUUUCUACACACCCUCCUGUACUCUCUUGUAGACUGAUGGACAUAUGACCCCUAGUAGAGCCGAGAUUGUGCUUUGCCAGUCUGCACAUUCCUGUCUCCCUUACUCCCGCUGUUGUUACUGCUGCUUUCUUAGUACUAAAUGUCCUGGCAGGCUCUGAUUUAUGUUUCCACUGCCAUUCUGGAAGUAUGCAGCACUGAGUUCAGAGCCUCUGUCUCCCUCACUCUCUCUCUCUCUCUCUCUCACACACACAUACACACACACUUACCUAUAACACGUACCUCCUGUCCUGGGCCUGGCGACAGCAUCGGGCCAUGUGACUCUGAACCAACCAAUGCUGCAGCUCCCUGGUGUGGGCUAGCCAAGCUGGAGAGAACAGCAGCACACAGCUUUAUAACUCUAGUGAAGAGAGGGAGAGGGUGGGAGUGUGAAGAGAAGGAGUGAGGGACAUAGCUCUAUAGAACAGGCAAUUUGAAUGAGUGAGAGGGAGUGAGAGAGAGAGAGAGAGAGAGAGGCAGGAUGCAAGGACACUAAAUAAGAAGAAGGUGAGGAAUGGAUUUUCAGACAGUGAUGUCUGAUAAGAUGAGAACUCGGCACCUUGACUCCGGGCAAAAGCAGCCCAGCAGCGUGACCGGGUAUGACUAGAAGGACACCAGCCGCAGGAGAGAACAUCUGAUGGGGAGAGUGAAGGGAAAAGGAGAUGCCAUUCAGCAGUCUAAAAGUCCACCAAAGAUGACUGAUGAGCUGUUAAACUGCAUAGAAAGGGGGAGAGCGCUGUGGACGACAGCUGUUUUACCUCCUGCAGGAAAUCCAGCUGCAAUCUCGUCCGUUCCAUUCAGACCAGAAAUUGCAUGCGAAAUAGCUGAAAAGGCACUGAAGGACAUGCACCAUCCAGCUCAUAUUUCAUAUUCCAGCUUUAUUUGCUCUAGGCUUUGGAUUUCAGAAAAUAAGGGCACUGUUUAGAGCCUGCAGGUGAAGGUUGCAUUCAUGUUUACACUGGCUUUGCUUAAAGCUGCAUUCUGUAAUAGUUCAAACACCUCCCUCUAUAUAUAAUGCAUCCCAAACAGUGCAUGAUGUGUCAUCUGAGAGGUGCUGUUUCUCAUUUAUUUGUUCACUUUGAAUUGUUUUUUACUGCGAAUUGCAUUUUCUGUACUUUCUAUACUUCAGUUAAUUACAUUUAUUAAGUUUUGUCUUGCUGUUUAUCAUGGCUAAUAAAACUUUGCAGUGAGAGAUAUUAGUACUGCAUGUGGUUUGGUCUUCUAAACACCUGACUGGCUGUAAUGAGUGUGAUCAUAGAAAAUAAUGGGAAGCUAUAAAAGGGCACAGCAACUGAUCUGCUUGUUGAUCAUAUUACUGGAGGAAGGUCAUGCUCUGCUUUCUGAUCUAAUAUUGUUCUCUCUCCUAGUUACACUCACUUUCACUUGUGCACUUUUUCUUCCUCUCUCUCGCUGUCCACCUGUCUUAUUUCUCAUCCCCUGCCUAUUGAUUGAUCUCUGUCUGUCUAUAUCCAUCUCUAUCUCUCACUUCCCAUGGCUUAAUCUUCCUUUCGCUUAUCCGCCAAUCUCCCCGCCCAGGACCGAAAGAUGCUGUCCACAGCCCAGCAGAUGCUGCAGGAUAGUAGGACCAAAAUCGAGCUGCUGCGCAUGCAGAUUGUUAAAGUGACUCAGGCCAGAGAGGGAGAGCGCGAGGCCUCCGAAACAAACGGUCGUCCUUCGGAGACCAUCAGCCCCCUGGAGCUGAGGAUGGAGGAGCUUCGGCACCACCUGAGGAUCGAGGCUGCAGUGUCUGAAGGGGCCAAGAACGUGGUGAGGCAGCUCGGAGGCCACCGAGUUCAAGACCGCCACGCCCUGGCUGAGGCUCAAGCUCGUCUGCAGGAAUCUUCUCAGAAGCUGGAUCUUCUGCGUAUGUCUCUAGAGCGGAGGCUCGUGGAGCUUCCUCCAGACCACCCCAAACUGGCUGAGAUUAAACAGGAGCUGACUGUGGGAAACUCGCCCAGCCUGGGCCUGCACAGGGACCGCCAACGUUCCUCAUCUGCCUCCUCGUCUUCAUUCUUCAAACCUGCCAGUCUUACAGGCCGGCUGGAAGUCAGAUUAAUGGGCUGUCAGGAUCUGUUAGAAUCUGUGCCAGGCCGCUGUCGCGUGGCCUGUGCUUCCUCCUCCCCCAGCAGCCCCUCUGAAGCAAAGUCCCUGAGAAUGAGGACUGGCCUGUCCACACGCAGCACCAAUGGCAAGAUGGCCAAAACCGACGAACUGUCCACGGAAAUCAGCGCAGUGUUGAAGGUGAAUAACCGGAUGGUGGGUCGCACACACUGGCGGCCUGUGGGUAAAGAAGCCUGGGACCAAAGCUUCAGCAUCGAACUGGAGAGGUCUCGGGAGCUGGAGAUCGGUGUGUAUUGGCGAGAUUGGAGAGCUUUGUGUGCUGUGAAGUUCCUGCGCCUGGAAGACUUUCUGGAUAACCAGCGGCAUGGCAUGUGCCUUUACCUGGAACCACAAGGCACACUGUUCACUGAGGUGAGAUUCAUCAACCCUGUUAUUGAGCGGCACCCGAAGCUACAGCGACAGAAGCGUAUAUUCCCCAAAGAAAAAGGUAAAAACUUCUUACGGGCAGCACAGAUGAACAUGAACUUCGCCACAUGGGGCCGACUGAUGAUGAGCGUGUUGCCACCGUGUAGCAGCACUAUUACUGCUCUGAGCCCCCCGCUGGUCUCCACUGACCUGCCCUCUCCACCACCACCCCAAGAGCCUCAUCUCACCUCCCCUCCAUCUGCAGAAAAAACCUCUAACUCCACCCCUCCUCCACCAGGAGACUCGGCAAUCAUCAAACUGAACUUCAGCGAGGAGCGACCACCCAAACCCCCUCGUCUAUACCUGUCAAAGGCAGAGAGUCCUGCGUCCAUGAACUUGAAGGGUAACCAAGCUGAAGAUUGUAGAGGCAGAGCUGUGCUGAAGAACAUUACUAAGCAAACACAUGAGCUGCAAAUGGAUGAUUUUUUCUGGAUCUCUGUCCUUGGUAGAGGCCACUUUGGAAAGGUGUUGCUAGCAGAGUAUAAGAGCACAGGGAAGCUGUACGCCAUCAAAGCCUUGAAGAAAGGGGAUGUGGUGACACGUGAUGAAGUAGACAGUCUGAUGUGUGAGAAGAGGAUUUUUGAGACCAUUAAUGCAUCCAGACACCCAUUUCUUGUCAACCUUCAUGGCUGCUUCCAGACCAGUGACCAUGUGUGUUUUGUUAUGGAGUACUCACCCGGAGGUGACCUGAUGACCCACAUACAUGCCAACAUCUUCACUGAACGCCAGGCCCGAUUUUAUGCUGCCUGUGUACUCCUGGGUCUUGAGUUCCUGCACCAGAACAAAAUUGUUUACCGGGACCUGAAACUGGACAAUCUUUUAAUGGAUGCUGAUGGCUUUGUGAGAAUAGCAGAUUUUGGACUUUGCAAAGAAGGAAUGGGACAUGGCGACCGUACGUCCACUUUCUGUGGAACUCCAGAAUUCCUGGCCCCUGAGGUUUUGACGGACAGCACUUAUACCCGCGCUGUGGACUGGUGGGGCCUCGGCGUGCUCCUCUACGAGAUGCUAGUUGGAGAGUCUCCGUUCCCAGGGGAUGACGAGGAGGAAGUGUUUGACAGCAUAGUAAACGAUGAAGUGCGUUACCCCAGGUUUCUCUCCCCAGAGUCAGUCUCCCUCAUUCAGAAGCUGCUGCAGAAAAACCCAGAAAAGCGGCUUGGUGCUGGAGAGCAGGACGCUAACGAGGUGAAAAGGCACAGAUUCUUUCAGGGAGUGGACUGGGAAGCCUUGCUAGCCAAGCGAGUGAAGCCUCCGUAUCUGCCGAGCAUCAAAGCCCCGGGUGACGUGAGCAACUUUGACGAGGAGUUCACACGCCUAAAGCCUGUACUCACCCCUCCACACACACCCUUCUUCCUCACAGCCGAGCAGCAGGAGAUCUUCGCAGAUUUCGAUUUCUCCUCACUUCACUGACUGCCUGAGACUUGAUGGCCAAGCGGAAUCACGACACAUCGAGGCUCUGUCCUAAUCCUGCCCGAGCCCUUUCUUUUCUUUCUUUCUUUCUUUCUCUCUACCUAUGCAGUUGAACCAAGUGAAGCUGAUUUACUGUCACAAGGCUGUGUGCUUUUCUGCUUCUGGCUGCUGCACUAGUGUGCUUGAGCUACAUCUGAGUUUCUUCUGAUGAAGGAAAGCAGCAUUUGGAGUGUUGCUGUAACUCGCUGCUGUUCUGCCUCCGAAAUGAAAGAGAACCUGUCAUCACUGUGAGCUAAGCUUUUUCCUGUCCUGCAAUGCAUUGCUACUGAUUGCCUGUGUGUGGGUGUAGGUGUGGGUGUGUCUGCUCUUAUAGAACAACCACCAUGCUGAAUGUAAUUUUCGCUUUUACUUUUAGCCUCCACAAAGGGCUAGUGUGCAUGCAGGUUUUUGUUCCGGUUCAUUCAGAGCCACACCCAAUAAUCAACUAUUAGUUGUGGAUCCUUCUUGGUUGGUAUGAAAACCUGAGCUCUGGUGCACUAGAGUCUUGUACUGUCUGCACACAUGACCUCAGUUUUGUUCAAACGAAGCCACCAGUCAUUGCUCGUUACAUUUAUCCUUUUUCAAAUUCAUCAUAGAUUCUGCAGUCGGAGGUCUUGGAGCUGUAGAGCUUUGAUGCGCUCUUGCGCUGAAGCCGAGUAGAAAAUGAAAUGUUGGUCAUGUCUGUAUUUGUGAGUGACAUUUUUAAGGAAGGAAGCUUUGUAUGUAGAAGCACCAGAUGUUGUUUAUGGCUAUUAUGACUAAAAGCUUCAAAAAGGUAAAUGUAAUCUAAACUCACCUCUAUCCAUUGCAUCUGUAGUGUAUGUGAGAUUGACCACAGACAAGACGUUUUUCUGUACUCGUUACUGUUCAUUGGCGGCAGAGUGACCUAGUGGGUAGCGUCGCCCUCCGCACAGCUCCAGGGUUGUUGAGGUAUGCAGGUAGAUGGAUUAUAUAUGCGUUAGCUAUGCGAAAAUUUAAACACCCCUUGGUGUUUCUGGGCAUAUCUCCAGAUCCACAGCAAGCCUGACCAGGAUCAAGCAGUUAUUCAAGAUGAAUAAUACCUUUUUAUAAUCGAAGUCUAAGGACAGCUGUUGAAUCCUGAAUAUCUGUAUAACUCUAAAACUAUUAAUUAUACUGACUUAUAACGUCAUUUCCAAAUACCCUUGACUGAAGGUUGCAUGAAAGUGUUCUACAUUUCGCAUAAAUAUUUAUUGACAGAAUUCAACAACUGCUCUGAGACACUUUUUUUUUUUUUCUUCCUGUUUUCUCAGCACAUGAAAACAUAUAUAUAAAAUUGUUGUCUGUAGUAAUCUUGCACAUAUAGAUGGUGGGUGAAGUCUGUCAGAUAUCCAGUUAAGAACACAAACUUUAUUGAUUUCAAAAUCUUAGUGUACCUUUUAAACCUCAUGAUGAUCAGGAUGUUUAAGUGCAUACAAGUUGUUGUUUUUUUUUUUGUUUUGUUAACUGGGAUUACUUGCUCACUGGAAUCCAAAGUAACUUUUCCAGACCACAGUUUAAAUAAUCACAUGACUGUUAGAACAUGCCAUAAUUUUAUAUUGUACCUUUAGGCCAAUUAAAUCUAAUAAUGUUGUCCACUGAUGGUGUGUGUGUGUGUGUAUGUGUAUGUGUAGCAUUUACAAUCCAGCUAUGUUUAUUUGAAGCAUCUAACGUGUUUGUGGCCUCUCGGCUGUGAAGCGAGCCCUGUAUCUUUGCUGUACUCUAAACUGUAAACAUCCUGUAGUGCAUUUGUCUAUAUUUGUUACAUUUUUGCUGUUAGACGCUAUGACGCAGAGUUCUGAAGUAAUGGUUUACUUCUGAACAGUGAUACUGUGAGCAGAAACACUAAAGUAUUGAAAUUGGACUUUCCCUUUAUACAUGCCAAAUGAAGGAAAAAAAGAAAUCCAAACAUAAUGGAAGGGGAUGAAUGUAUUUUCACAAAUAAAAUACAAUAUGACUACA